ACCCCACGCCGCAAAAGUUGAAAAUCUUCACUUCGCGUGCAAAAUGGCGGACGAUCAGGAGCAGACCUCUGCAGUUGACGAGCAACCCAAAUCUCCCAACGAGAAGGCCGACAAAGAGCCCGAAAAGCACGAAUUCAAGUUCGGAGAGCACGUGUGGGCCAAGCUCAGCAGUUUUCCUCAUUGGCCGGGAAGGAUUGUCAAACCAUGGAAACAUGUGAAAAAACCACCCGGGAAAAAGCUGACUUAUUUUGUGUUCUUCUUUGGCACUGAAGAUCACGCUUGGGUGCGAGCUGAGAACUUGUGCCCUUACCUUGAGAACAAGGAGCGUCUGUCCAAAGCAGCCAAGGGUCAGAAAUUCAAGAAGGCGAUGGAUGCCAUUGAAGAUGCCAUUAGACAGGAAGAAAAUAAGAAGGCAUCUCCCCUGUCUCCUUUCCACCCUAAGGACGAUGAGGAGAUCUUUCCUCCCAAGUCCAAACCCAUGAAAGAUUACUCCAGAGAACCUCUCACCGGCAAGGCCAAGUUGAAUUCAACCCCAGACGACAGAGGAAAGACGUCUCCAGAACAGGAGACGGAGAAGUCCCCCAAGAAGAGAGGACGGGCCCUCAAGGAUACAGCUAGCGACAGCACACCGACUAAGACCAGCUAUGCUUCUCCUAAGAAGAGGGCAGCAUCCAGUGCGUUGGGUUCCCCCAGCAGUAAGAAGCAAGCGAAGGGCAAUGGUCUGUCCUUCAACUCUCUCGCUCUGUACAACAGCUUUCAGGCCCAUCUCUCCGACAGAACAGAAGACAAGAAAGAAGACAUUGUACCGACCGAUAAGAAAAUUGGUUUUAUCGGGCUGGGCUUGAUGGGCACAGGCAUGGCUAUGAACCUGAUCAAGACAGGGCACAAGGUCACGGUCUGGAACAGAACUGCAGCAAAGUGUGCAGAUUUCGUUACGGCAGGCGCAACUGAAGCCAAGAAUGUCUCUGAUUUGGUAUCAGAGUGCGACAUUGUGUUCUCGAUGGUGUCAGACUCAGAAGCACUCAGAGCAAUUGUUUUCGGUGAGCACGGUGUACUCGAUGGCAUGAAGAAAGGCAAGGCAUUGGUCGACAUGUCAACAGUGGACAUUGGAACGGUCACAGGUUUAGAAGGGGCCAUCACCGCCAGGGAAGGUAGGUUCCUUGAAGCGCCCGUGGUGGGUAGCGUACAGCCAGCCAUGGAAGGCUCGUUAGUCAUCAUAGGAGCUGGAGAUAGCAACCUGUUUGAUGACUGUACAUCUUGCUUCCAGGCUAUGGGCAAGAAAGCGUUCUUUCUGGGGGAUGUUGGGAAUGGCUCCAAGAUGAAGAUCAUCAUCAACAUGAUCACAGGGUGCAUCAUGAGUGGUUUUGCUGAGGGCAUGGCCGUGGCCGACAGGGCUGGCCUCAGCCAGGAAACACUGCUGGAUGUGCUGAACCUGGGCGCGAUAUCAAGUCCUCUCAUCAGCGGCAAAGGCAAAGCUAUUCUGGCCAAUAAGUACCCUCCAGCAUUUCCGCUCAAGUACCAGCAGAAAGAUAUGAGGCUGGCCCUGGCCCUGGCCGACCAGGUAGAGCAGCCCAUACCUGUCUCUGCAGCCGUCAACGAGUUAUUCAAAAGAGCUAAAAAUCUGGGGCUUGGCGAGAAGGACAUAUCAGCGGUCUACAAAGCAGUGAACAUGUGAUGCUGGAGUGGAGACUAACCUACCCUUCCCAUCAUGCUUUGCCCCGGAAAUCAAAAUGGUCUCCUAGCAACCAAAUAAUGUAAAAAUAAUGUUAUAUUUUGUAAUUCCUUGUGCUUGACUAUGUAAUGCACAAUGUAGCAUGAGCUUUGGUAAUGAAAUCAGACCAUGUAUUUUUAAAGUUUUUUUUUUUUUUCGAUGAAAGAACAUUUUUUAAUUCCAUGGAAAUCAUGAAGCUUUGAAGCGAUUGUUACAUACAUUUUUUAAAAACAGAUCAUGGUCUACUGUUAUCAUGUUUUCUCAUUUUAUUGAACUGCUGUACAUUGGCAAUCUUUUUUUUUAAUUUGUAAAAUUGAGGCAUCCAAGCUUUCCAAAAGUAUUUUUGUUUUAGCAGCUAGCAGUUUAGAUGUAGCAUUUCAUGUUCAACAGUAAAUGGUAAUUUUUAUUUGUUGUUCAGACCGCAAGUGUACAGUUAUCCGUAUUCGUAUAUGGCCACUGAUAUGACCACGUUUUGUAUUUUAAAAAAAAGCUGUCACAAGGGAAAUAUUUCAUAUUUUUUUGUGUUUUUAACUAAAUGAACGUUUGACAAAGCUGUCUGAUUCUACAAUGGCCCCUUUUGCUCUAAUGAAAUAUGCAUCCGAUAAAGUU
This is a messenger RNA of Patiria miniata (bat star), 2320 nucleotides long. It is a transcript of the gene glyr1, whose product is annotated as glyoxylate/succinic semialdehyde reductase 1-like. NCBI's taxonomy places the organism in Eukaryota, Metazoa, Echinodermata, Asteroidea, Valvatida, Asterinidae. Gene Ontology annotation, molecular function: NADP binding; NAD binding; oxidoreductase activity, acting on the CH-OH group of donors, NAD or NADP as acceptor. The record is from RefSeq and is a predicted model, not a curated record. The transcript has 14 exons. The coding region runs from base 44 to 1675 and encodes 543 amino acids.